This is a messenger RNA of Malaclemys terrapin pileata, 4588 nucleotides long. RefSeq names its product Kell metallo-endopeptidase (Kell blood group) (gene KEL). Gene Ontology annotation, cellular component: plasma membrane. Gene Ontology annotation, biological process: protein processing. The record is from RefSeq and is a predicted model, not a curated record. Gene Ontology annotation, molecular function: metalloendopeptidase activity. The coding region runs from base 197 to 2428 and encodes 743 amino acids. Lineage: Eukaryota; Metazoa; Chordata; Testudines; Emydidae. The transcript has 19 exons.
UAACUGGAGAGGAGAGGGUGUUUUUCAAAGCCCUUUUUCCCAUCUCCUCCUCCUCCUCCGAGCACUCAGCCAAGGUGGGAAGGAGAGACUAUCUGUGAUGUGAACUGUGUUCUUUACCAGCCCUCGGGGAGGAGUAGGGCAUAAACAACCUAGCAGCAGCAGCAGUAACCACACAGGGAACAGGAGAGUCUCCACAAUGAACAGCAUAAGGACUCCUCAGCAGCCCUGUGAGGAGGAUCCAAGAGAGGCUGCAAAGAAAGGAAGAUGUCUCCGGGGGAAGAGCCUGCUCCUGUGUGCUCUCACGCUCAGUACUGUCCUUGGGUUUGCAUUGCUUCUUGCCUACACCAUCCUACACCAGGGCCUGGGUACAAGACAUGACAGUCUUUCUCCCUUCCCUCGCACCCGACCCACCAAACCUUGUGACACCGAGGAGUGUCUCACGCUCCUGGCCAGACUCCUGGAGGUGAGAAAUGCCACCAUAGACCCCUGUGAGGAUUUUUAUGGCUACGCCUGUGGCAACUGGGAAGCCAACCACUUGCGCACGGGGACUAUGGAGUCAUCAAAUGUGUUUGAUGUCCUGCUGGAAGAAAACCAGCUGAUCCUGAAGAGGCUCUUAGAGGUUCCACAGCUCAGGGUUGGAAGUUCAGCCAAGGAAAAAGCCAUCCAGUUCUACCACUCCUGCAUGGAUACCCAACAGAUAGAAGCAGAAGGGGCUCAGCCCUUGAAGGAGCUUAUAAAUCAGGUUGGUGGCUGGAACGUCACAGGCCCCGAGAAACAGACCGAUUUUAACCAGACCCUGCAAACACUCAUGGGCAAAUACAACACUUUCCCCUUCUUCAGAGCAUAUGUGGGACCCAACUCUUCUGACCCCAGCACCAAUAUCAUCCAGAUUGACCAUCCUGAGUUUGAGAUGCCACCAGAGAGUGACUACAAUGAAAAAGCAAAUUAUCCCGAGGUUGUCCGUGUGUAUUUCUCAUACCUGAUGAAGCUGGGGACACUGUUGGGAGGGCCACAGAAUGUUACCUCCACCUUCAUUUCCUUCGCCUUGUCCUUCAUCUCCAACCUCCAGAAGGAGGUCACCCCACUGCAGAAACGGCGGGAGAGAGGGAUGCUGUUCUAUCACACCACUAUCAGGGAGCUGCAGGAAAAGGCACCCGCGAUUGAUUGGCUGUCAUGCCUCCAGGCAGCCUUCCAUCCUGUGCAGCUGAACAUCUCCCAGCCAAUCGUAGUGCAUGACAUGGAUUAUUUGAAAGGCAUGUCGCGGAUUAUUGGAAAAUGGCAGAAGGGGAGUGUCCUACAGAUCUAUAUGAUCCUCUGCUUGGUUGGAAACCUCUCCCCAGCCCUCGACAGCCGGUUCCAAGAUGCACGCAGGGAGCUGUUUGAAAAGCUGCAUGGAAAGACAGGAGAAUCUGGGAUGGUACUGGCCCAUCGCUGGAGGAAAUGCCUGAGUGACACCAGCACCUUCUUUGAACCUGUGCUUGGGGAGAUGAUUGUGCAAGAGAUUUUCCCUCAAGAGACAAAGGAACUCGCUGAGAAGAUGUUCUCUGUGGUCCGAGAUGCCCUCAACAGUCGGCUGGAUCAGGUGGAGUGGAUGGAUGAGCAGACCCGACAAGAGGCCAAGGACAAGGUUUCUAAGCUUCAGGUGGAAAUUGGCUAUCCAGACAGCAUCCUCCAAACUGCUGAAAUGGACCGGGAAUUCCAGGAUCUGGAGAUACAUGACAAUACCUUUUUGCUCAAUGUGGUGGCCUGCCUGAAGGCUGUGAGGGAAAAUUUCUCCCUGAGGCUCCUUCAUCCCCACCUGCAGGAUAAUUGGGAGGUCUUCCCUUGGUCUGUCCAUUCCUACUACUCAUUGAGGCGCCACGCCGUGGUCUUCCCCGCGGGAAUGUUCCGCAGCCCCUUCUUCCACGCUGAGUUCCCCAGCGCUGUGAACUUUGGAGCCAUGGGAGUCAUCAUGGCACACGAGCUGCUUCACGCAUUCUAUGAUUACAUGGUGCCUGAGAGCUGUCCUAGAUGCAACAAGGAUGCUUUAGUGCGGGGUACAGACUGCCUGGUGGAACAGUAUGAACGCUACUCUCUGCAGGGCCUGAGAAUCAAUGGCACUUUCACCCUGCUGGAGAAUGCAGCUGACACAGGAGGACUCGCCAUCGCUUACCAAGCCUAUAAGAACUGGCUGAAAAAGCACAAACAGGAGAGGAAUUUACCCGGGAGUGGACUCUCACACCAUCAGCUCUUCUACAUCAGCUUUGCCAAUGGGAUGUGUGGGCACCAGAGCCCCGAGAGACUGCGAGCCUUCCUGCACAGGGACCCACACAGCCCACCACCACUCCGCGUCCGCGGGCCCCUCAGCAACAGCCAGAACUUUGCCAGGCAUUUCCACUGCUCCAGCACAGCACCAAUGAAUCCAGCCUUCAAGUGCCACAUCUGGUAAUCCACAUGGAGAAGGAGGGGGAGAGAGAGAGAAAGCUGGAGACUGGAGCUGUAGAAUUCAUCCCUGCUGAAGAAUGGCCUGCCCCCACACAAAGACAUUCUGGAGCCUAACCCAUUCCUCCCCAUCCCUUCUUCUCAUCCUUUUCCCCUGCCAACAGGUCAUGGUGGCAGAAGGUUCCAGUCCGGGUAGCAGGAGGGAAGAGAGGCUAAACAUAGCAGCCAGUACAGUGUGUGCUACUCCUCAAAUGCUCCCCAUGCUCUGCCCCAAUUAGGCAAAACUUGCCCUUCAGAGUGUGGGGGCACAGGCUUGCAAGGUAAAUAGACAAGCUACAAUCAUUUACAACUCUGGGGGAAACCUCACAAGUCUCCAUGCACACCUCCCACCCUGGACCACCAGGGAUAGAAGAACCCGGAUCUCUCACUCUGAAAUCACAUGGGGGGAGAGACUCACUGGUUACCGCUUCCAGAUGGGAAGAUGAGACAUUUAAUUAAUGUACAUUGCUAAAACCCCCACCUAGAUAUGUCAUGGCACACCUGUCUUAGUGCCCCCAAUAUGAGUGGGAUGGUCCUGGGAUUUUAUCUUAUUUUCUGCUACUUAGCCUAGUGUCCUGGAUCUGACCUGUCUAGCUCUUUGAGAUUGUUCCCCCCCCCCUCCCCCCGGUUAUUCUUACCUCUGACCACUAGGGGCCUGGCCAGCAUGAAUGGAAAGCUCAGUCCCAUUAACUUCACUGGACUUUGGAUCAAACCCUAGAUACCACUCCUCCAAUGCAGCAGUUGCCUCUCUUUUCUAAUUGCUCCCCCUGCUGAUUUCUGCUGAGAAGGAAGUAGCAGCAGCAGCUAUUCUCAAGCUUUUUCGCACUCAGAAGAAGGGGAAGAGCAUGCUCUGGCUGAAGGAGAAGAAAGGCUGAAACGGUGGAACCCCUUCUGUGGAGAAGAGGAAGGGGGGAAGCAAUGCAUGGACAGGACAGGGAGUGGAAUCUCAGGAGUCAGUGACGUAUAGUCAGUGACGUAGCUAUAAUGUUGCAAGUAAUGAAGUUCCACCAGAACCAUUGAGUUAUGAGGUUCUGAGGGACUUCCAGAUGGCAUGGCACUCCGGCACAUCACUUGGCCCAUAGGGUGGCAAUGCCGCUCACACAAAUUUGGCUCUCACCCUCUUUGGUGGCACUUCGGCAGCAGCUCAAAGAAGAAGAGAGGGACUGAGGGACUCGCCGCCAAAUUCCCUCCGAAGAUCCUGCCUAGAGCCAGCCCCGGUCAGGAGGCAAUGGGGUGUGGGAGGGUGUUAUGCCCCCGCCCCAAGAUGUUAGAGAUUCCUACUAGUUGCCCCCAGUCACUCCAUAUGGAGAUAACAGAUAAGUCUUGUUCCCUCUCACAAAAAGGCAUCAGGUUAGGGUGACCAUAUGUCUCAUUUUGGCUGGGCCAGUCUCUUUUGGCCACAGGUGGGUGGCAGAGGGGUCUUGGGCUGGCCCCACACAUGUGGGAGAAAGGGAGGCCUCGGGUUGGCCCCACAUGGGAAGGGAGGAGGGGGUGCCUUGGGUUAGCCCCGAAUGGUGUCCCUUUUCCCUUUGGGAAAAUAUGGUCACCCUACAUCAAGUUAGCUAUGGCUGGGGCCUGUUUAAUGAAAGGUUGGGAUGGUAGGGGAUGGUUUCCAGGGUUUAUGGGAACCUCCAGAGGUCAGCCUCCAGAUUUUAGAAUGUUUCUCCAAAUACCAAACUGCUUUUCAGGAAUUUUUGCUAACCCGAUGGGGUAGUUUUGCUGCUGUUAUGUUUUUGUGACAUAGUAUUAUUGUAACCAAAUGUCAUGUAGUAAUGCAGUGUAGGGGGGAAAAAGAGUAAAAGAUGUAGUGGAUUUCAGGAGCAGCAAGAAAACUGGCAUAUAAGAACAUUUCUAUGUUACUAAGAACAGCCUGAAAACUAUCAUUUUGGAGGCCCUGAUAAUUAGACCUAUAUUUAAAAAAAACAAAAAACCUAAAAUUCACUAGAAUUGGCAAGACAACCCUCCUGCAGCUCACAGGCACCUGUUUCUUUGUAAAGCUGUCCCUGGGAAAUUUUUUAAAUGGUGGGAGCUAUUUUAUUCUGACCAUUAUAUUACCGGUGUGGUGAUUCUUUGGGAGUAGAUACUGGUAUUGGGAAUGAGCAUCAAAAUUAAAGCUGGAAAAGACCUA